GCUGCUCUCGGAAGCUAAGCUAAUGCUAGCGCUGGAGCUCCGGCAGGCAGCGUGCCGUGGAUGCGUGUAGCAUCAGUGCUGAAGUGGAUCCGCGCCGGUUGUGCUGUGUGUAAGCGCAGGAGUCCAGGGUGGUGGAUAUUCCUUAUCUGAGGUUUGUAACUGUGGAGGCUCAGCACGCUCAGGAUGGUCACCAUUCCGGAGUACUACACGGGGAAGAAUGUGCUCAUCACUGGCGCCACGGGCUUCAUGGGCAAAGUGCUGCUGGAGAAGCUGCUGCGCUCGUGCCCCGGCAUCAGGGCGGCCUACGUGCUCGUGCGGCCCAAAGCGGGUCAAUCUCCGAGCGCCCGCAUCGCAGACAUGAUCAACUGCAGGCUGUUUGACAGAUUAAGAGAAGAGCAGCCGGAUUUUGCGGAGAAGAUUGUGGCAGUGAACAGUGACCUGACGCAGCCGGAGUUAGACCUCAGCAAAAAGGACCAGGACACACUGAAGGAGAGCAUCAACGUCGUCUUCCACUGCGCUGCCACUAUCCGCUUCAACGAGCCUCUUAAAGAUGCCAUGCAGCUGAACGUGCUGGCCACACAGAAGAUGCUGAGUCUGGCCCACGGGAUGAAGCACUUAGAGGUGUUUAUUCACAUCUCCACAGCAUACGCUAACUGUGACCGAGAGCUUAUCGAGGAGGUCGUCUACCCGCCACCUGUAGACUACAGGAAGCUCAUCGACACACUGGAGUGGAUGGACGAUAAGCUGGUCAGUCUGAUGACCCCUAAGCUGCUCGGUGAGCGACCCAACACAUAUACUUACACCAAAGCCCUGGCCGAGUACCUGGUGCAGCAGGAGUGUGGGAACCUCAACGUGGCCAUCGUCCGCCCUUCUAUAGUAGGAGCCAGCUGGAAAGAGCCCUUUCCCGGCUGGAUAGAUAAUUUCAAUGGACCGAGUGGAAUAUUCAUUGCUGCAGGGAAAGGCAUCCUACGCACCAUGAGAGCCUCUAACAGCGCUGUGGCUGACCUCGUGCCAGUCGAUGUGGUCAUAAACACAACUCUAGCUGCUGCUUGGUACUCAGGCUCGCAGAAACACACCAGGCCAAAAAGUUUGUUGGUGUACAACUGCACGACCGGCGCAAUCAAUCCCUUUCACUGGGGUGAAGUCGAAUACCAUGUUAUAUCCACUUUCAAGAGGAACCCCCUCGAGCAAGCUUUCAGGCGGCCCAAUGUAAAUCUCACAUCCAAUCAUCUAAUCAAUCAGUACUGGAUUGCUGUGAGCCACAAGGCGCCAGCAUUCCUCUAUGAUCUCUUCCUCAGGAUAACAGGACGGGAGCCCAGGAUGAUGAAGACAAUCACGCGCCUUCACAAGGCCAUGAUGGUGCUGGAGUACUUCACCAGCCACUCGUGGGUGUGGAACACGGACAACGUCACAAUGCUCCUGAACCAGCUGGGAGCUGAGGACAGGAAGGUGUUUAACUUUGACGUCAGACAGUUACACUGGGCCGAAUAUAUGGAGAAUUACUGCAUGGGCACGAAGCAGUAUGUGCUGAACGAGGAGUUAUCAGGCCUGCCUGCUGCACGCAAACAUCUCAACAAGUUGCGAAACAUCCGCUACACCUUCAACACAGUCCUGGUGAUCCUGAUCUGGCGUGUCUUCAUCGCACGUUCGCAGAUGGCGCGCAACAUCUGGUACUUCGUGGUCAGCCUGUGCUUCAAGUUCCUGUCCUACUUCAGGGCGUCCAGCACCAUGAGAUACUGAACCUUGUCCUCUUUCUCAACCCUCUUUCCCUCUCUCCUUCUCUCCUUCUCUUGUCUUCUCUCUCUUUUCUACAGUAGCUAUGCAUAAGCUCCAGCUCUGGCCUCCAGGGCGCCCCCGUUAGGGUCAGAUAUCAACGACUGCUUUGUAGAAAGCGUGGCGCGACAGGGUUCGAGACCAGUCCAUGCACUGUAAACGAUUCUCCGUCACAGUUUACAGAUGUCCGUGACUCGUUUCCCGAACUUCCCGAAUCGAGCACAAGGCGGGAGAAUAGGGACGCGAUGGCUAGUUCACUGCUCUGUGCCUAUUUCCUAUUUUAUGAUGUGUUCGUUCAGUUCUUUAGAUUACCUCGCUUGGUUCAUCAGCAUUCUUUUUUUCUUCCCUAAUAACUUAUUUUUGUCUAAGAUUUAGUUAAAAAAGGUUGCAGGUUUCUGGAAAAUUGCUGUUAUGCUAACAGUCGCAAGGUUGUGCAAGUAACUCUUGUUGCUUUUUCAGGUGGACUAGUACACUAACGUUGCAGGUAUUUUGCAUUGACACACAAUUUUUUUUUUUUUUUUUUUUUUUUUUUUUUUUUUUUUUUUUUCUUGAGGAAGUUAUUUUUCUUGAGAAUGAUACAGGAAGUUCUACCUGACCACAGCACAAGCUUUCUCUAUUUUUUCCACCAAACACAACUUAUAGUUCAGGUUUCAUCUUUUAUAUAUGUAAAUACAUAGAUUUACUAAUCAUUUGUCAAGAACUUAAUCACGUGAGUUUUCCUCAGCGCUGUGAAUAGGAAGUGUGAUUUUCAUAAGAUUUUUCACAGCAGCAGCUACGGAGGCUCGGUUCACGAACCAGAUGUGUCUGGCUGGUAUAUCGUGCCUGAAUGUUAAAAUUAUUGGAGGAUGAAAAGCACUUCUAGGUUUUCUAAAGAAUUUGUGUACUGUUUAGAAUGACACUUUCAUUACCAAGCAUUUCUAGAGUCAGGGGCUAUUUGUUUAUGACGGAAAUAGACUUCAGGAACUCUAAUGUAUAAUGUACUCAGCUUUCAGCCGCUUCAUGUUACUCUGUCAUUUCUCGGCUGCUCAGCUCACAUUUCUCUGAAUGGAAGUUGGUCACACCGGCCCAGACUCUGUAAUGUCGCGUUCACAAUAUUGCGUAAGUGUGAGCUUUAAGUGCUUUCUAUGGUGUCAAAGUAAAGCCUCUCUUGAUAUUCCUGCUGCUUGUGGAAUGUUUUUGAAAACAGCAUCUGGGAAAACACUGGAAUAGUUACACUGAGCUCAAGAGGAAUUUCACCUGGAGAUAGAUUUGUAGGGUGCCAUUACUUUUCAAAAACAGUUCAGAAAAGCUAUUAUCAACAUCCAGGUACUUUUUUUUUUGAAGUGACACCUAUGCAGCUAAUACCAAAGCUUCAUUUACACCAAGAACAGACCCAAAAAAAAAUGACAUGCAAUAACAAGCGUGGAGAUUAGCGCGGAGAAAUAAACGUGUGUGUUACUGGAGCAUUUUAUACCAUUCAUAAUAAACGUUCAGUAAACUGACCUCCAGGGACAACCUUAACACCUCAGACUGUGUGAGAGAGAGAGAGAGAGAGAGAGAGGGAGGGAGAGAGUGUAUUUCACCCCAAUUUCAUGGUAGCAAUAAAGAUGUGAAUAUUCCAGGAGUGUUUAGUAAAAUGCAUGUUACUACUUUAAAUUAAAGGAAUAUUCAUGCUUUUUCGUCCCCAGCUCUAUCCAGUGCAUCUGUAGUACUGUAUAUGUGAUUAACACUGACAAAAAUUUCAUCAUUAUUGAGAAAAAAUGAAAAAAAAAAAAAAAAGUGUAAUGGGCGUCUAAGGUACAGCUCUACCGUAGCUGUAUUCCAUCAAUAAAUGUUUAAAGCGCAUAAGAAAUAAAACACUUAGAGAUGUGCUGUUAUAGGAAAAUAAUCCACGACAGGGUUGUGUGUUAUGAUCCAAUAAUCCACCCAGUUCAUCAAGACUAACAACACGUCAUGCUUUUUAACCAUUUAUAGCUACGUUUAACGUUGUGGAAGUUAGUUCCUGUUAUCGCUUAUGUUAUAGCAGCUGUAAAUAGGUGUUCCCUCACCAGCCUCGCUUUUUUUUUCUCUCUUUUAAGAAAAACGUAGCUUUCCUGAAAAUUUUAACAUUGUGGAAAACUUACGGAAACUUACGAAGCACUGACACUGGAGACUCCUUCCACUGACGUUUUUCUUUGUUGAAUAAUAACACGUUUUUUUAAAAAUAUUUAUUGUUAGACUUAGAUUAUAUGGAGCGUCUGCUGUGAAUUAGCUGUUUCUAUAGAAACAAUAGUGAAGUGCGUGUGAAUUAGCUGUUACUAUAGAAACAAUAACGUACUAGGAUGAGCACAUUCAUGUAAACCUGUGAUUUGAACUACUCUCCGAGCUGCUGUUAGAGAAAAUUAAUCAACACGUUCUGACCAAUCGGAUUCAAGAAGCUAAUCUUUAAAUUGUUGUAUCCAGCUUUCGAAAACUGACGAUGUAGAAAAUCCGGUUCCUUUAAAUACUUUUUUCCUGAAUGUUUUGUGGUAUGUGUGCGUGAUCAAACCAGCACGGCUAUGUAGGUAACGUGAAAUGACAAAUUCUUACAACUGAAAAAUAAUCCAGUCUCUUGAAGGAAGUGUAAACGAUAUGAAAAAAAAAAUGAGAUGUUAGGAAAAUUAGGAACGUUUCUAUUGUUUUCUCUGUGCUCAGAAACGUGUCAAUGUUCCUCUGGUUAUUUUAUACAUACACUGCUGAUGCAUUAGGUAGAGAUUAGGAAUUAAAAAAAAUGUUCGAACAUUCCUUUAAUGAUGAUAAUGUGUAUGAUUAUUUAAAGAUUAUAAUGAUCGUAAUCAUUAUAAUGACUUAAAUGAGUGUAGAGCUGUGUGAAAUAUGAUCUACACCUAUCUUGGACUACAUGCAUCUCUUGUGUUUUGAAUCCAAACAAAUCCAUUUCGGGUGAAAUUCCUCUUGGAUAAUUAAUGCCAGAAUUUUCCUCUACACUGAUUCUGUUUGUACGCUUCCUGCUGAAUGUAGCUCGGGUCGCGUCCUCAUUUCAAAGGGCGUUUCACAGCUGUGAUCUUCUCACAGCUCUCCCUCCUGCUGCUGAAGCACAUCUGAUCCCGAGGCCUUGACGAAGCCAACACACAGUCAUCGUCCUGUUUUGCCUUAUCUCCAUGCCGUUCAGUUUCCCCUGAACUUGACGUCAUGAUGACUUUUUUUUUUUUCCAAAGCUAUCCAGCGAUUAUGUUUCUGAUAUUCUUCAAUCAGGCUGUAUGAAGUUUUUUUUUUCUCUCUCUCUGAGAAUUGUUACAUGCCACAGUUGAUGUCAUUGGGGAAAAAUACAAUGGGUGCCUUGUGUUUGUAAACCAAAAACGGAAUAAAUGACCUGAAAUCUG
Messenger RNA from Pangasianodon hypophthalmus (striped catfish), 5111 nucleotides. RefSeq names its product fatty acyl CoA reductase 1 (gene far1). Gene Ontology annotation, cellular component: peroxisome. Gene Ontology annotation, biological process: long-chain fatty-acyl-CoA metabolic process. Lineage: Eukaryota; Metazoa; Chordata; Actinopteri; Siluriformes; Pangasiidae. The record is from RefSeq and is a predicted model, not a curated record. The transcript is spliced from 12 exons. The coding region runs from base 184 to 1740 and encodes 518 amino acids. Gene Ontology annotation, molecular function: alcohol-forming very long-chain fatty acyl-CoA reductase (NADP+) activity.